AUGGCUAACGACGGUCCCGAAUCCCAACCUCUACUCCAGCGAGCAGGUUCGGCUUCGCCUCCGGCUUCUCCGACUGUCAUUUCCAAGAAGCCCGACACGUCAUCGCCGUCGCCUCAGAGCGAGGAAGGAGGCUCCGAAUCUAAUUUCUAUCCCUCGCGUGCCGUUGAAGAUGACGUGCUGCCCGAGACCUCGGCCAUAGGCCGAACACUGAGCUGGCAGAGCGCGUACAUCCUCGUCAUCUCCCGCGUUUUCGGCAGCGGCAUAUUUGCCACACCGGGUGCCAUCCUUCGCUCGGUCGGGAGCCCCGGCUUGAGUUUGAUCUUGUGGGUCGUCGGUGCCUGCGUGGCCGCCUGUGGGAUUGCCGUGACUCUCGAAUUUGGGAGCAUGCUUCCUCGCUCGGGCGGACACAAAGUCUAUCUCGAAUUUACAUACAGACGCCCGCGCUUCUUGGCAUCGACACUCGUGGCAGUCCAGGCUGUGGUGCUGGGGUUCGCGGCCAGCAACUGCAUCGUCUUCAGCCAGUAUGUGUUGUUUGCAUUUGGUAUUGAGGCGGCCAGCGAAUGGCUGCGAAAGGGACUAGCGGUUGCCCUGCUAGUGGCAGUCACUCUCGUACACGGCAUCACUCCGCGGUUCGGCGUUAGACUCCAAGACUGGCUGGGUUGGAUCAAAGUCGGCAUCAUCCUGUGUAUGAUCCUCUCUGGGCUAUUCGUCGUUAUCUUUCGGCGUAGCAAGCUCGACGUAGAGCCAGACUCGGCCGGUUUGGUGACUGGAGGUAGCUUGUGGGACAACUCGAACUGGGACUGGGGUGUCAUUGCCACGUCCCUCUUCAAAGUCUCUUACUCGUAUGCAGGCCUCGACAGCGUUACCAACGUUAUGAAUGAAGUCAAAGAGCCGGUGCGAACAUUGCGUUCUGUGACGCUGUCCGCACUCGCGACGGCUUGUGGACUCUACAUGCUCAUCAAUGUGGCCUACUUCCUCGUAGUACCAAUUGAAGACAUCAAGUCUAGCGGAGAGUUGAUUGCCGCCUUGUUCUUUGAGCGGACCUUUGGUGUUCAAGUCGGCCGCAAAGUGCUGCCUCUAGCAGUCGCCUUGUCUGCGGCAGGAAACGUGAUGGUAGUCACUUUUGCCCAGUCACGACUGAAGCAAGAAAUCGCACGCCAGGGAUUUCUGCCUUUCUCGGCUGUCCUCUCGUCUACCCGACCUUUUCACUCCCCGUUGGGCGCUUUGGUUGUGCAUUUUAUCCCCUCUUUCCUCGUUAUUGUUCUUCCUCCGUCCAAUGAUGUCUACUCCUUCAUUCUGGAAGUCGAGGGAUAUCCCGCACAAUUCAUUAGCAUCGCUCUUGCUGCAGGCCUUAUUUGGCUGCGGUUCAAGCGCAGCGACCUUCGCAGACCGUUUCGAGCCUGGAUCCCCGCGGUUCUCCUCCAGACAUCGCUGAGUCUUGCACUAAUUGCUGCGCCGUUCUUCCCGCCAGAAAAGAAGCCAGAGUCGGGGUUGUUCUACGCAAGUUAUGCAAUUGUGGCCAUUUCAGUGUUUGCACUCGCAAUACUCUACUGGUACAUCUGGACAGUUGCCAUUCCAUGCUGGCGUGGAUAUAGACUAGAGGAGGAGACCGAAGUCUUGAAGGAUGGCACGUCAAUCACAAAACUUGUUCACGUUUCUGCCUGA
Messenger RNA from Thyridium curvatum, 1665 nucleotides. RefSeq lists its product as uncharacterized. NCBI's taxonomy places the organism in Eukaryota, Fungi, Ascomycota, Sordariomycetes, Thyridiales, Thyridiaceae. Gene Ontology annotation, cellular component: membrane. The record is from RefSeq and is a predicted model, not a curated record. Gene Ontology annotation, biological process: amino acid transmembrane transport. The coding region runs from base 1 to 1665 and encodes 554 amino acids. Gene Ontology annotation, molecular function: L-amino acid transmembrane transporter activity. The transcript is spliced from 3 exons.